AUGGGAAAAGGCACCGAUAAGCUCUACAUCACCCACUCCGAGUGGUCCUCGGCCGACUCCUUUGGCAACGCGCGCGGCGCAAACGGCGCAAACCGAGCCUCUGCCGCGGGCCUGUCGUCGACGUUCAAGCGCCUGCCCUUCAACUACUGCGCCGUCUCGCUGCAGCCCUUCACCGACCCCGUGUGCACCGCGACAGGCACCAUCUUCGACCUCACCCACAUCCUCACCUGGCUCACCAAACACCCUGACACCAACCCCACCGACGGCACCCCCUUGAAGCGCGCAGACCUCAUCACCCUCCACUUCGCCAAGAACGAAGACGGCGAAUAUGUCGACCCCGUCACCUACAAGGUCUUCACAGACAACACGCACAUCGUGGCGCUGAAGAAGAGCGGAAAUGUAUUUGCGUGGGAUACGGUGGAGAGGCUGAACAUCAAGGCGAAGAAUUGGCGAGACCUGGUCAGCGAUGAUGAGUUUACGCGCAAAGACAUCAUCACACUGCAAGAUCCGCAGAACAUUGAGUCGCGCAACUUUGGCGCAUACAAGCAUGUUCAAGAGGGCGACACGGUAAUGCCGGGCUCAGAGAGCGGCGUCAACAAGGACGCGCUGGGCAAUGCGGCAAAGAUACUAAAGGCCAAAGAAGCAGUUGCAAAGGCGCGCGCUGAUCGGCAAGCAAAGGCGCAGGGCGGCAAGGCACCAAAUGCCGUCGCCACAGUCUCGAGAAACGGCACAGCAGCGCCAUCCUCAACAGCAUCCGCAGUACCCAAGAAGCCGGCCUACAACGCCGCAGUCUACACAUCCGGAAAAGCCGCGGCUUCGUUCACCUCGACCGGCGUCACACCUCACACUUCCGGCGAACGCGCCCUUCUCUCCGACGAAGACUACAUGCUGAAGCCGAAGCGCGUAAAAAAUAAAGGUUACGCGCGCAUGUCUACCUCACUUGGCGACCUCAACCUCGAGCUUCUGCCCGAGCACGCGCCAAAAGCCGUCUGGAACUUUGUCAAACUUGCGCAAAAGGGAUACUACAGGAACACCAUCUUCCACCGCAACAUCAAGGGCUUCAUGAUCCAGGGUGGAGAUCCCAGCGGGACUGGGAGGGGUGGGCAGAGCAUUUGGGGUAAGCCGUUUGAAGACGAGUUUGAAGGUCCCAAUCUGCACAAUACCAGGGGCAUACUGUCCAUGGCGAACAAGGGCAAGAACACAAACACUUCGCAGUUCUUCAUCACAUAUCGCGCGGUACCACACCUGGACCGCAAGCAUACCAUCUUCGCGCGCGUAGUCGGUGGGCUCGACACUACAUUGCGAACCAUGGAGCUUGCAGAAACUGGCGAAAAGGACAAGCCAGUGGAUGACAUUGAAAUCCACGACAUAGUCGUCUUCGUCGAUCCCUUUGAAGAGUGGCAAAAGGAGCGAAAGGACAAGGAAAACAAGGACGUUGAGGAAGCAGAGAUCAAGAAGCAAGGCGGCACUGCGGACGACAAGACCACGUGGACAGGAAAACGGAUACGCGCCGAUGGCACCGUCGAUGGUGGCAGCGGAGACGGGUUGGGUGUAGGCAAGUACCUCCAAGCCGCAAAGCAGGAGAUUGUUGAUCAAGGCGACGAUGAGAUCUUGGAAUAUGUAGACGAAGAGGAGGAUGUGGCGCCGGCGCGGAAAAAGGCCAAAACAGGCGGGUUCGGCAACUUUGACGCCUGGUGA
Messenger RNA from Ascochyta rabiei, 1698 nucleotides. RefSeq names its product Peptidylprolyl isomerase. NCBI's taxonomy places the organism in Eukaryota, Fungi, Ascomycota, Dothideomycetes, Pleosporales, Didymellaceae. The record is from RefSeq and is a predicted model, not a curated record. Gene Ontology annotation, cellular component: catalytic step 2 spliceosome. The transcript has a single exon. Gene Ontology annotation, molecular function: ubiquitin-ubiquitin ligase activity; peptidyl-prolyl cis-trans isomerase activity. The coding region runs from base 1 to 1698 and encodes 565 amino acids. Gene Ontology annotation, biological process: protein folding; protein polyubiquitination; protein peptidyl-prolyl isomerization.